UGAGCGCGCAGGCGGCCGUGGGGCCCGGCGGGCGCGCCCGGCCCGAGGUGCGCUCGAUGGUGGACGUGCUGGCGGACCACGCGGGCGAGCUCGUGCGCACCGACAGCCCCAACUUCCUCUGCUCCGUGCUGCCCUCGCACUGGCGCUGCAACAAGACGCUGCCCGUCGCCUUCAAGGUGGUGGCACUGGGGGAUGUGCCGGAUGGAACCGUGGUGACUGUGAUGGCAGGCAAUGACGAGAACUAUUCUGCUGAACUGCGCAACGCCUCAGCCGUCAUGAAGAAUCAGGUGGCCAGAUUCAACGACCUCCGCUUUGUGGGCCGCAGUGGGCGAGGGAAGAGUUUCACACUGACCAUCACUGUGUUCACCAACCCCACCCAAGUGGCCACCUACCAUCGAGCCAUCAAGGUCACCGUGGACGGGCCCCGGGAGCCCAGACGGCACCGGCAGAAGAUAGAAGACCAGACUAAGGUGUUCCCUGACCGCUUCGGGGACCUGGAACGACUGCGCAUGCGGAUGACACCGAGCACGCCCAGCCCCCGAGGCUCACUCAGUACCACGAGCCACUUCAGCAGCCAGGCCCAGACCCCAAUCCAGGGCACCUCGGACCUGAACCCUUUCUCCGACCCCCGCCAGUUUGACCGCUCCUUCACCCUCACGGAGAGCCGCUUCCCCGACCCCAGGAUGCAUUACCCCGGCGCCAUGUCGGCCGCCUUCCCCUACAGCGCCACGCCCUCGGGCACCAGCAUCGGCAGCCUCAGUGUGACGGGCAUGCCGGCCACCAGCCGCUUCCACCACACCUACCUCCCGCCGCCCUACCCCGGGGCCACGCAGAGCCAGAACGGGCCCUUCCAGGCCAACCCGGCACCCUACCACCUCUACUACGGCGCCUCCUCGGGCUCCUACCAGUUCUCCAUGGUGGCCGGCGGGGGCAGUGGCGGUGGCGAGCGCUCGCCCACCCGCAUGCUGACCUCCUGCCCCAGCAGCGCCGUCUCCGUGGCCACCGGCAACCUCAUGAACCCCAGCCUGGGCCAGGGUGACGGCGUGGAGGCCGACGGCAGCCACAGCAACUCACCCACCGCCCUGAGCACGCCGGGCCGCAUGGACGAGGCCGUGUGGCGGCCCUACUGACCACCUGCUUGCCCACCUGCGGCCGAUCGACACCCCGAUGAGAGGACCCAGUGCUCCGACAGGGACCGGCCCACUCCGAGGCUCCAAGCAGCAGUGGGACUCCUGCUUCCCUGCAGCCAGUGCCCCAGGGGCCAGAGCUGCUGCGGCUCCUAGAAGACCCACCCGGCCACAUCUUUGUACAGAGGGGACCCUGUCCCCAGCCCGUGUCCCAGUCAUCUCAUCCUCCACCCCCGCGGGAAACUCCUGCCACCUCCCCUGAACCACCUCGCUGUCUCCCGCUGGGCCCAGGCCAUCUCCACCCCAGAGAAGGGAUCUCACCCUCAGGGGUCGGCCCCAGCCCCAGGGAAGAGGUCCCCGACCGCAGCCAGACGCCCUGCACUGUGGGCCAGCCCGGUCUGCAUUUACACCCAGUGAGUCAGAACUGGAAAGCCCCACCGGAGAGAUGGGGCAGGACACCCCUGCAGGAGGGACGAGCAUGCACCCAAGCAGGCCCCCAGCUCUGCUCCCCACCCUCUCUAGUGGCUCAGAGGCCCCUGGCCCGUCUCAGCAGCAGGGCCCUGGACACACCACCCUCCACGCAUGUGCCCAGACCGCGACGUCCCCCUCUGGCCUCAUGGGGAGUCUCCUGGUUGCCAUUUGCUGAAAGAACCCGGGCGUCCCCCGAGUCCCGGCAGAAAGCACUGAGGUGUGGCGUGGCGUGGUCAGGUCUGUGCCCUGUGGCUGAGGGCCGGCGGAGCACUGCCUCACCUCUGGAGUGGCCCAGCCUCCUCUCCCAGUCCCUGCCGCAUAGCUCUCUCCAACCUGUUUGCACUCCUGAACCAAAAAAGUCUUGGACAAAAAACAGUUUUUAAAAAUGAUUUUAGAGAAAGCAGCUUCAGUUACACAUUUUGAACCCAAGCCCUGCAGCAGAUAGUGUUCUGGGCUUGUGAACUACACACACACACACACACACACACACACACACACACACACACACACCCCUGCCUCCUGCCAGCGCUCUGUUAUCAGGAUCCCACUGCCUCCUCCCUGUCACAUUCCUACCUCGGCCAGGGAACCCAGGGACCUGUGGGUAGGGGGAUGGAACGCCAUGUCUAUGUUCUGGGACAUUCGUCCAAGUGACAGGGCGGGGCCUGCUGGGCUGGGUGGGAAGUGCGAACAGUGCUGACUGUGUGACAGCCCCACCCGUGGCUCAGGCCCCCUAUUCAGAUGUUCCCCCCGCAUCUUGCAGAUGAUGGAAACCCCUGCAUCUUGCAGAGGGGAACACAAGGGUCUACAAGGGUCCUUGUGUCUGAGUUCUUGAGUGGAAAAGGGUGAGAAAACCAGGGUUGGAUACCAUGCGAUUUCAUAGCUUUCAGCCACAUCCUGUGGAUGUGGAAAUCUCCCCUUCGGGGCUCCUUCUUGGUGGUCUGUGUGAUGGCCAGGCUAGCCCAGCUGUAGCACAGUUAGAUCCGUCCCGGACAGGUUAGGAAGCUCCGAUGAACCUGCUCCAUCCCUCCUGCCACCACUCCUCUUGCCCUGUUCUCACUGGAAACGGCAUUCCCCAUCUCUUACAAUAGCGGCCAACUCCCUGCGCCCAGGGGCCCUCCGUGCCUUCUCAGGAAGCAGCUGCAAAUGCACUGCCCUGCCCCUUGCCUCAUUCCCUCCCACGGCUGGCAGGAGACAUGCCCUGGGGUUCCCAGUGCCCAGUACUUUGUAGCCGCACCUGAGACUACCCCUUCCUGAUGCCCACGCCCUGAUGGCAGGACAGGAAGCAGAUGGACCCCUGCCCUCUCUCAUCCCCUGACAAGCAGUGAUGGUGACCGGGUGAGUCUGUUUGGGUCCACAGUGGGUACGGACUUCCUGGCUGGUGAGAAUGAGUCCUGAUUUGCAAGGCUCACACACACACACACACACACACACACACACACACACACAACAUGUAGAAAGCACAAGGAACGGGGUUUGGUACGAAGUCUGUGUAAGCGUGUUUGUGGUGGGUGCAGACCCUUUGUGACAUAUUGUCAUGCCAAGGUGCCCAGAUCUGCUGUGGUCACAUCUUCCAGAAAAUCGUCCCAAGCGGGGGGUGGGGUGGGGGGGUGGAGCUGCUUUGCACUAUCAUUUGCUUGGUGUGUUUGUGUCUCGUGCACAACCUGCUUGUACAGUAAACUGUCUGUCUUCUGUACUAUUUAACUGUAAAAUGAAAUUUUGACUGGUUUGUUACAAUAAUAUAACUGAGAUGUGUUGAAUGA
Molecule: messenger RNA, 3358 nt
Organism: Chinchilla lanigera (long-tailed chinchilla)
Lineage: Eukaryota; Metazoa; Chordata; Mammalia; Rodentia; Chinchillidae
Gene: Runx3
Product: runt-related transcription factor 3
Biological process (GO): hemopoiesis; regulation of cell differentiation; regulation of transcription by RNA polymerase II
Cellular component (GO): nucleus
Molecular function (GO): ATP binding; RNA polymerase II cis-regulatory region sequence-specific DNA binding; DNA-binding transcription factor activity, RNA polymerase II-specific
Source: RefSeq, a predicted model, not a curated record